This is a messenger RNA of Lathyrus sativus (Indian pea), 1089 nucleotides long. Lineage: Eukaryota; Viridiplantae; Streptophyta; Magnoliopsida; Fabales; Fabaceae. The record is from the annotation of a GenBank genome assembly.
AUGGCUAACGCUACUCUUUUACAUUCGCUGCAAUUUCUUUUGAUUUUCACUUGUAUGUUGUUAAAUGCAGGAUUAUUGACAAAUGGUGCGCGCUAUCACGACACAACUUUCAAUUAUUUAUCUUCUUCAAACUCCUCCAACGACAACCACAACUGGACCGGACCUGUUGGUCACCUUGUAAUAACGGUUGAUGUCAACGGCGGAGGCCAGUUCAGUUCCGUCCAAGACGCCGUCAAUGCUGUCCCUGAAAACAACACAAUGAAAGUGCUUAUUAAAAUCAGUGCCGGAAAAUACAAAGAGAAAGUGGUGGUUCCCGUGACGAAACCGUACGUAACGUUUGAAGGUGAAGGAAGAGAAGUUACAGUGAUAGAAUGGCAUGAUAGAGCGAGUGAUCCUGGUCCCAAUGGACAACAGCUACGGACUUAUAGAACUGCUUCUGUUACUGUUUUCGCUAAUUAUUUCUCUGCCAAAAAUAUCACCUUCAAGAACACAGCGCCGGCACCGAUGCCGGGGAUGCAGGGAUGGCAAGCGGUGGCGUUUCGGAUAUCAGGCGACAAAGCGUACUUCUCCGGCUGUGGAUUCUACGGUGCACAGGAUACGCUUUGCGAUGAUGCUGGUAGACAUUACUUCAAAGAAUGCUACAUUGAAGGUUCCAUUGAUUUCAUUUUCGGAAAUGGCAGAUCCAUCUACAAGGAUUGUGAGCUACAUUCAAUAGCAUCAAGGUUCGGAUCCAUAGCAGCACAGGAUAGAAAUGACCCAACCGAGAAAACGGGCUUCGCAUUUGUCCGAUGCAAGGUGACGGGCUCAGGCCCGUUAUAUGUGGGCCGUGCAAUGGGCCAAUACUCGAGAAUAGUAUAUGCGUACACAUACUUUGAUAAUAUAGUUGCACACGGUGGUUGGGAUGAUUGGGAUCACGCCAACAACAAAAACAAGACUGUGUUUUUUGGAGUGUACAAAUGUUGGGGACCAGGAGCAGAUGCAGUACGUGGGGUGUCAUGGGCCCAAGAGUUGGAUUUUGAAUCUGCACAUCCAUUUAUCAGAAAAAGCUUCGUCAAUGGAAGACAUUGGAUAGCACCCAAUGAUGCUUAG